AUGGAACAAAGUAAUCUACCAGAAGAUUCUCCUCAAAACCCAUCUUCCUCCACUCCAAAAUCAAUUAACCCGCGUUCCCGUAAUCGACGAUGCAUUAUCUGUUCACAAAUCAAAAGUCUCGGUGAGUUCCGAGAUAUAAGAAAAGCCAAUGAAAGACUGCUCAUCCUUAUCGGAUGUCUCUAUCGAAAAUCGAUAUCUAUGGAACGAGCGGAAACGAUUAUGAAGAAUAGAUUGAUUGCUGUUUGCAUUACUCAUAUUCAGGAGACACUCGACGAGAUAUACACAAGAUUAUGCAUAACAGAUGUCAGAUAUCUCAAUAGUUGCUCCAUAGACAGAAUACAGAAUAUGUUGGUUACUGUAGCAGUUCUGAAACCUGAUAUGACUGCCGUUUCGCUUCGAGACGCACUUUUCAAAUUUCUCGAUAGAUUUGAUUAUGUUCGAAACGACAUGAAUUAUGGAAAAUUGACAAUCGAAGGUCCUCCCGAAGCCUCGACGUCGUUUACUGAAUAUACGAAAAGAAGAGCCGAUGCGGAGGAAGAUUUUGUCAUGAAAAAGAAUCCCCGAAAAUCCGCGAACUAG
Messenger RNA from Caenorhabditis remanei, 579 nucleotides. RefSeq lists its product as uncharacterized. Lineage: Eukaryota; Metazoa; Nematoda; Chromadorea; Rhabditida; Rhabditidae. The record is from RefSeq and is a predicted model, not a curated record. Gene Ontology annotation, biological process: negative regulation of vulval development. Bases 1 to 579 code for a protein of 192 amino acids. The transcript is spliced from 2 exons.